AUGAUCAGAUCAAUUAUUAAAUCAAGCAACAAUUUAUUAAAAUCAAACGUUGCUAUCAAUAGUAAUAAAAGAUUUUUUGCCACUGAAGCAUCAGCCACCAGUGAUUUAUUAACUUUUUCAUUAUUAUCACCACACCAAACCAUCUAUAAAGAUAAGAAAGCACAAUUAGUUACACUUCCAGGUGCUAAAGGUAUUUUUGGUGUUGCCAAAAACCACGUUCCAAGAAUUGCUGAACUCAAACCAGGCGUUAUUCAAAUCAAUCACGAAAACGGUGACUUGGAGAAAUUCUUUAUCAGUGGUGGAUUCGCUUUUGUCAAUCCAGAUGCAUCAUGUUACAUCAACACCAUCGAAGCCGUCCCAAUCGACCAAUUAGAUGCAGAGGAAGUUAAAAAUGGUUUAGCUCGUUACACUCAACUCUACAAUGAUGCUCAAGAGGAAAAUGCAAAAGCUGUCGCUUUAAUUGGUUUGGAAACUUAUCAACAAAUGGCAUUUGCUUGUGGUGUUUCUGCUUAA
Molecule: messenger RNA, 513 nt
Organism: Dictyostelium discoideum AX4
Lineage: Eukaryota; Evosea; Eumycetozoa; Dictyosteliales; Dictyosteliaceae
Gene: atp5D
Product: ATP synthase F1 delta
Exons: 1
Coding region: 1-513 (170 amino acids)
Source: RefSeq, a predicted model, not a curated record